Messenger RNA from Daphnia carinata, 1698 nucleotides. RefSeq lists its product as uncharacterized. NCBI's taxonomy places the organism in Eukaryota, Metazoa, Arthropoda, Branchiopoda, Diplostraca, Daphniidae. The record is from RefSeq and is a predicted model, not a curated record. The coding region runs from base 136 to 1524 and encodes 462 amino acids. The transcript is spliced from 3 exons.
AGUUUAAGUAUCAGUUACCUUCAUCUCUCCGUCAGCUGAAGUGAUCGAGCACAUCGUCUUCAACUUCUCACAGUUUAGACCUGUUUUGAAAACUAAACAUCUCUUUCGAGUGAUUCCGAUUAAGAUAUUUGAAAAAUGCGUUCUACCUUUUCAAUUCUUAUGCUGGUGUGCCUAUUUUGUGCCGUCCAUUUUCAACCGAGCCACAGCCAUCAACCAUCGGGCUACAAUCUGAAAGGAUUGUCCGAGACGCGAUAUGAUCACGGCAAACACGGGAUAGACGUCAUUUCUUCGAGGAAAUUCGGAAUCGGCCUCAAAGCUAUCCUCUUCAAACCAUUGCUUCUACUGGCCUUGGCUAAAAUCAAACUAGCCCUUUUGGUCGGCAAACCACUCGUCUUAUUAGCUCUUAAGAAGCUCCUCCUUAAAGCCGUGUUGGGCAAGCUGUUGCUCAAGAUCCCUCUGAUCUUGUUGGGUGGUAAAGCCUUGAUCGCAAAGGUGUUGGCUCUCAAAUUCGCCCUCAUCACCAAAGGAUUGGUUGGAUUAAAAGCACCGCUAGUCAUGCUCUUCCUAGGAGGCUUCCUUAAAGGCCUGUUGAAAGGAACUGGUUUAGGUUUGGCUAUUGCAGGUUCACUCCUCAAGUUGAAGGGACACGAAACAAGCGAAGAAGAAUACGAUGAUUAUUACUACCCACCUGUACAAUCCUAUGUUCUUCCUCCACCUGCAUACCGCGCUCCAGCAUCAUACGGCGCUCCUGCAGCUCCUUCUUACGGCAGUGGAGCAAGUCUUGGCGGAAACCAUUUCGAAUCAGGAAUUUCAGGAUUCGGAGGAGGUUACGGAGGUGGCCGUAAGAGGCGUAACGUAAACGAUGAUGAAAGUGGGGAAGAAAUAGAAGACAGUGAAGAGGACUUCUCCGGAGAAUCAGCUGAUGAUCUGAAACUGGAAUUCGAAGCAGCGCGCACCAAUGGCAACGCUUACCUUUACAUGGCAGCGCAGUUUGACGAGCAAUCCUGCGGUCGUCGUUUAAUGUGUGAAGUCUACCAGAAAGCGCACGAAAGCCUAACUGAAGACGAAAUCAUUUUGAAAGACAUUUUCGGUUAUCCAUUGCCAGCGUUGAGGGAUGAAGACAAGGGCACUCCAACGGAAGCCUAUUAUAGAGCAGCCCACAUUGGCGCAUCCCAUCAGGGUCGUUCCAGCAAUCAAAUCUGCGCUCGUUUUUAUUCCACUUGUCCGCACAACACUGAACAGUUGAUUCAUAUGUUUGUUACCGAAGAUUUUGAAACCAAUGAAGUUGAACAAGACAAUCGCCCUGUUGCCCAUCUGCAGCCACCUCAGACGAGUGCCCGUCUUCCAUUCUAUCACCACCGUCAGCCAAUCUCGCCUACCCAGCAAUGGAAACCCGCAACUAGGCCAAUUCAGGCACAGCAGCUCAACAAAGUGAACACUACACCGGGGCCAGUUAGGCGGCCCGUUGCAUCAGCUCCGGUUACACCACUCCGGCAGAGAUUCGUUGCAGCUCCAGCUGCUUGAAUUGCAAGUGGAACAAGGCCCACUGCAUGGGCUGUCGAUCAGCCCCAAUCUGUUCACCGCACAUCCCUGAGAUAUUAGCGUUGCUUCUUCGCAUGAAUUCAUUUAGUAGAGAAUCUUUUCUGUUUAAUCCCAUCUAUGACGUCAGAAUGUGCAAUACAAUUUUAAGAAUAUAAA